This is a messenger RNA of Funneliformis caledonium, 1290 nucleotides long. The record is from the annotation of a GenBank genome assembly. NCBI's taxonomy places the organism in Eukaryota, Fungi, Glomeromycota, Glomeromycetes, Glomerales, Glomeraceae.
AUGACAACGGAAAAUUCUCAAGAUUGUACAACGAUCACAAGAUUACCUUCGGAAUGUUUUGACGAAAUAUUUAAACAUUUGAAAUUUGAUAGGAGGUCAUUAUAUUCGUGUCUUUUUGUUAACAGGUUUUGGUGUCGAAAAGUUAUUCCAAUAAUUUGGAGGAGACCGAUGCCGUAUAAUCCGGCAAGGAAGAACAUAAUUGACAUAGGAGUGUUCAUUCCUUUCUUUAACGAAGGAGAAAAAUCAUGUUUAUCUAGCGAAGGGAUUGAUCUCUCGGAUUUAUCAAAACGUCCAACUCCUUUAUUUAAUUAUGCGCAAUAUAUACAUAUCCUUGAUAUUGGAGCUAUUGAAAAAGCAACAGACGUUUGGAUUAAGAAUUAUAGUGUUUUAAGUUCACAACAGUUUGAAACCUUUGAAACUUUGAAAAAGAUGAAAUGGAUAUUACAAAAACCUGAUGAUUCAGAUUCUUUAUUACAACAAACAUUAAAACGGAUCAAUGAGGAACAUACAAUUUCACCACGAGCAAAAAAUGCCAUGAUUGAUUCUUUAUGCAACAUGUUUAUGAGAAGUGCGUCAAAUUUGAAAUAUCUAAUCUUAAGUCCUUAUGUUAAUGUCAAUGACAAAGAUAUACCAAAAAGUAGGAUUUUUAUCGAUAAUGAACCGGGAUUGGCCAAUUUGCGAAAGCUUAAGCUUCGUUUUUUCGCGAACUUGUUAGAUCAGCACGAGCGAAGGGAGAAUUUAUAUGACCUUUUAAAAUUAUUACCAAAUGUUUGUAAUGGACUCGUUCACCUGGAUGUUAAUAGAAUAAAGGUUCCAAAUUGUAUGAUUGCGGAAAUAUUAACGGGAUUAAUCAAGUCACAACCAGAGUUAACUUAUUGUCGCUUUUAUAAGGUAUAUGGAGACAUGACUAAGUUGAUCGAUGCGUUACCUGUUCACAAAUUGAUGAGUUUGGUGUUGGAUGAUUUGAGCAUUUCUGGGUUUUCCUUGGCCUCUCUUUCACGAAGUACCAGAUUAGAAUCUUUAGUCUUUAGAAAAUGUCGUACAUUAUCACUUGAAUUAAUUCAGCCUAUUCUUAAAGCUCCCAUUAGACUAAGGUUUUUAUAUCUUAGUGAUUUACCAAAAGAUGUUAUAAAAGCUAUCAUCAUUAAAGCGAGUGAAGCGUUAGAACAAGUUUCGAUUAAAUUUAGAUCGGAAGAUAUUAGCGAAGGACUUGAAACAUUGGUGAAUCAUUGUCAAAACAUUACUCACUUAUCCUUAAGCGCUUAUACUGGGCAAGUUGAUAUAGCAAGC